AAUUCUUGUAAAUAUUAAUGACCGAUUGUGAUGAUGUAUUUUGAUAAAACGUCACAAUUCGUUUAAAAAAAAGAAGAAGUUUUCUUAAGAAGGUAUAAACAAUCCGAAUUUUUGUGAUUUGAUUAAAAGAAAGUGUUAAAAACAAUUAUGUCAGUAUUACGUAAAACUGACGAAAUGUUAGAAAACAUUACGAGAUCAUUAGAAACUUGGAAAAAAAUAAUAACAAACGUGUGCGGUAGUGAAGACGAUAUUAACCUUUUAAAACAACAAGUGGAAGCUUACAGUAAGUUAGAACAAGAAUAUGAUAAAACAGAUAAAGCUAUACAACUAUUAGAUGAAAAGUUGAAUAAUUCAACAACAUGUGAAGAUGUAGAUACACUGUAUCAAGAUUGUUACGAAAGCUUAGCCACUAGAUCUACAAUAAAUCAUCAAGAUAGUAAAGUUUGGAAAGUGGUAUUCAAAGAUUUAUCUGACGUCAAAGAAAUACGGAUUAAGAAGAAAAAAAUUGAUAAUGAUCAAUACGAAGCGGUAGACGAUUCUUUAAUGUAUUCUAAUGUGUUUUCUCCACCAAUCGAUCCUAUUACUAAAGUGGUUGUAAGGAAUCCGUGCCGAAAUAAAACGUGCGAUCAUAUUUACGAAUACGAUUCAAUAGUGGAUUACAUUAAACGUGUAAAACAGAAAGCAAAAUGUCCUUACAUAGGCUGCACCAGUAGACAAUUGAGAGUGACAGAUUUAGUUAAAGACAAUGCAAUGAAGAAUCAAAUUUCUCGAUAUUUAGAAACGCAUCAAAGUGAGACUGAAGAAGAUGACGAUUGAAAUAAGUAACAGCUUACAUAGUUUCUUAUAUAAAAUGUUAAAUUUUUCAAUAAUAGAAAGUGUUAUUAAAAAAAUUCUACUUGUUGCAAAAUAAAUAACUUCUAGCCUGUUUUAUUACAAAAUUCUAUAAUUUUUACGAUCUGAAAUUUUUUAAAACUCCACAUCAGUACGUCAACUGUCAUCUGUCAUCAUUAAAAUAUAUAAGACCAUUCAUAGUUGCCGUUUGACGUCGCCGUCUACCAUUUGCGACAUAAUAGUAAUAGAAAAGAGCCAAUCACAUCCGUUUGAGUUUAUCACGUGAUCAAAUAUUAAAAACACUUCGUAAUUUUCCAUAAAUGCGUCUAUAAAUACCAUAUUACUAACAAAAAUAUUACGAAAUCACAAAGCAAUAAAUUUUUAGGUUAAUGGCAGCAAGUUUACCAAUAGGGUCAAUAGACGGUAAACGGAAAGUCAAAUUUAUGAAUCGGUCGUUAGAAGUCUUCAAUGUCCAUAUUUUUGUGGUAGUAUCACGUAUUAUUUUUCCAAAUCAGAAAGAAAGUAUAACAUUGAUAUUGCCACAACAAAUAAACAUCAUUAUCAACCAUUACCUUUAACAAUAUAUAAUAUAUCGACAUCUUAUUUUAUUUAUUCUACUUUUAGAAUAAACUGAAUGCGUUUUUAUUUGUUUUCUGCAGUGAUUGACAAUAAAUGUAAUUUAUAACCAUUAUUUCAAGACGUAAUUUUAUAACACGCGUUAAUUCCACCUCUACAUUUUAUUAUAAAUUCAAUAAAAGUUUUAAUUAAU
This is a messenger RNA of Diorhabda sublineata, 1600 nucleotides long. Its product is annotated as E3 SUMO-protein ligase NSE2-like. The record is from RefSeq and is a predicted model, not a curated record. Lineage: Eukaryota; Metazoa; Arthropoda; Insecta; Coleoptera; Chrysomelidae. The coding region runs from base 148 to 816 and encodes 222 amino acids. Gene Ontology annotation, cellular component: nucleus; Smc5-Smc6 complex. Gene Ontology annotation, molecular function: zinc ion binding; SUMO ligase activity. Gene Ontology annotation, biological process: protein sumoylation; double-strand break repair via homologous recombination. The transcript has a single exon.